AUGCGACCUCGUCUUCAGAACUUCAACGCUUUACGGGCUCGAUCGUACCUAACAAGACUGCCGCUAUUCACUCGACUUAUCGUCCUCGCUAUCAUUGCUCUUUCAAUCGCAUCGCUGCAAUCUGUAUGGAACUUGCGAGAAUGGGGCGCUCUCAUUCCUGAAGAGAUCAGCAUUACAAACGCAUACCGACUAUCGACAUUCCCAUUAAUACACCUCAACGUCAUCCAUGCGAUCCUUAACCUUCUGGCGCUUACUCCUCUAAUGGAGCGAUUCGAGACUGAACACGGCACCCUGACAUCCCUUGCCCUGUUCUUUGGACCGUUGACAUCUAUACCCGCCGUUGUUUAUGUAUUAAUCGAGCGAUGCAUAUUCCGAGCAAACCAUGGGGUUCUAGGAGCCAGCAUGUGGGUGUUUACUCUGUUGGCAAUGGAGUCUAUUCAAACAUAUAAGAGCAACCCCCAUUUUGUCAUUGGCUCCGUCAAUAUCCCAACAUGGACAACGCCUUUAAUCAUGAGUUUGGUUGUAGCCGCAUUGAUCCCUGGAACAAGUCUCUUGGGCCACCUUUGUGGCAUCGCCAUUGGAUAUGUUGCUGGCUUUGGCUAUGCCAAGCUACUUGCACCCCCAGAAUGGGGCCUUCGAUGGGUUGAGAACCGACUCAAUCUUCUUAAGAUUCUCCCGCACUAUGUCAGCAUUGACAAGACAACAUACGGCCGAUUCGGCGUGCUGCCUACAACUAACCGUCCGGGCCCUAGUGGAAGCGCUGCGACAGAGCUUGUCGGCACGACCCAGCGUCUUGGGCCAUAG
Molecule: messenger RNA, 804 nt
Organism: Fusarium pseudograminearum CS3096
Lineage: Eukaryota; Fungi; Ascomycota; Sordariomycetes; Hypocreales; Nectriaceae
Exons: 5
Coding region: 1-804 (267 amino acids)
Cellular component (GO): membrane
Molecular function (GO): serine-type endopeptidase activity
Source: RefSeq, a predicted model, not a curated record